AUGAGAGAGGGGGAAAGCAGAAGGAGGAGAAGAGGAAGAGGAGGAGAAGAGGAGAGGAGAGAGGAGGGGCAGGAGGAGCAGGUGGAGGAAGGGGAGAAAGCAGAUGGAUGGGGGAGAGGAGGAAGAGAGGAGAGGAGAGGAGGAGGACAGGAGGAGGGGUAUGGGGAGGAGGAGGAGCAGGGAGGAGUGGAGGGGGAGGAGGAGAGAAGAGGAGGAAGAGGAGAGAAGGAGGACAGGAAGAGGAGGAGGGGUAUGGAGAGGAGGAGAGAGGAGGGGGAGGACAGGAGGAGGGGUAUGGGGAGAGAGGAGGAUAGGAGGAGGAACAGAGAAGGGGGAGGAGGAAGAGGAGAAAAGAGAAGAGGAGAGAAGAGGAGGAGGACAGAAGGGGGGGGGGGAGAAGGAAUGACUUUGAUAGCAGCAGUGAAUCUAUUUAGUUAUUAAGUGGUGAUCUUUCAACAAUCGUUUUCACAAUAGCACAUUCAAAUCGAAUCAAAUCAAAUGUAUUUGUCACAUGUGCCGACUACAACAGGUGUAUACCUUACUGUGAAGUGCUUACUCACAAGCACUUAACCAACAAUGCAGUUUUAAAAAAAAGAAAUACAUUUUAGUCAUUUAGCAAAUAGAGUUAAGAAAAUAUUUACUAAUUAAACUAAAAAGUAACACAAUAAAAUUACAUGACAAUAAGGAGGCUAUAUACAGGGGGUACCGGUACCGAGUCAAUGUUAGUCGAGGUUAUUUGUACAUGUAAGUAGGGGUAAAGUGACUAUGCAUAGAUAAUAAACAGCUGUAGAUAAAUCAACUGUCCAGUAGGAGGUGCUGCCCAGCCUUAACCAUGGAAACUUAUACAUGAACAUUUAUAUAAAAAUAUAGUGUUUUUUUUAUAGUAAUUGUCAUGGUUUUUCAUAUGUUGACUUAUAAAAAUACUGUGUGAAACCUAUAAGGAAUUUCUUUGUAGAGGUUACAUUCUCAGAACAUACACUUUUCUUAUAAUAUUCAUUGAUGACUCAUAUAAUUCAUAUAUUUUGUCUCAAAUAUGUCAUACCAUAUCUUUGUAUGAAAUGCACCACAAUCAUGUAUUAAAUUGUGUAUGUCAUAUAAGGCAUAUAAGUUAAAACGUAUACAAAUAUCGCACUGACAUAUAAGAAAAAAUAUACAAAAUCUUACCAGAUCCUUAUUAGAUUUAUUUGUUUUAUUUUUUUGCCAUACAAGAUUCUUAUUUGAUGUUCAUAAUUCUUUUCCAUAUGGGAGAUGCGCUCAAACACAACACAGAUAUGCACAAUCGCCCAUACACACAAACAAUGAUGUAUGCAGACAUACAUUGGCUUGCGAAAGUAUUCACCCCCCUUGGCAUUUUUCCUUACAACCUGGAAUUAAAAUUGAUUUUUUGGGGGGGUUGUAUCAUUUGAUUUACACAACAUGCCUACCACUUUGAAGAUGCAAAAUAUUUUUUAUUGUGAAACAAACAAUAAAUAAGACAAAAAACAGAAAACAUGAGCGUGCAUAACUAUUCACCCCUCCAAAGUCAAUACUUUGUAGAGCCACCUUUUGCAGCAAUUACAGCUGCAAGUCUCUUGGGGUAUGUCUCUAUAAGCUUGGCACAUCUAGCCACUGGGACUUUUGCCCAUUCUUCAAGGCAAAACUGCUCCAGCUCCUUCAAGUUAGAUGGGUUCUGCUGGUGUACAGAAAUCUUUAAGUCAUUCCACAGAUUCUCAAUUGGAUUGAGGUCUGGGCUUUGACUAGGCCAUUCCAAGACAUUUAAAUGUUUCCCCUUAAACCACUCAAGUGUUGCUUUAGCAGUAUGCUUAGGGUAAUUGUCCUGCUGGAAGGUGAACCUCUGAUUAAUGCCCUCCUUGCCUGGUCUGUGAGUUUUGGUGGGCGGCCCUCUCUUGGCAGGUUUGUUGUGGUGCCAUAUUCUUUCCAUUUUUUAUAAUGGAUUUAAUGGUGCUCCGUGGGAUGUUCAAAGUUUCUGAUAUUUUUUUAUAACCCAACCAUGAUCUGAACUUCUCCACAACUUUGUCCCUGACCUGUUUGGAGAGCUCCUUGGUCUUCAUGGUGCCGCUUGCUUGGUGGUGCCCCAUGCUUAGUGGUGUUGCAGACUCUGGGGCCUUUCAGAACAGAUGUAUAGAGUGAGGGGAAAAAGUAUUUAUCCCCUGCUGAUUUUGUACGUUUGCCCACUGACAAAGACAUGAUCAGUCCAUAAUUUUAAUGGUAGGUUUAUUUGAACAGUGAGAGAAAGAAUAACAACAAAAAAAUCCAGAAAAACGCAUGUCAAAAAUGUUAUAAAUUGAUUUGCAUUUUAAUGAGAGAGAUAAGUAUUUGACCCCUCUGCAAAACAUGACUUAGUACUUGGUGGCAAAACCCUUGUUGACAAUCACAGAGGUCAGACGUUUCUUGUAGUUGGCCAACAGGUUUGCACACAUCUCAGGAGGGAUUUUGUCCAACUCCUCUUUGCAGAUCUUCUCCAAGUCAUUAAGGUUUCGAGGCUGACGUUUGGCAACUCAAACCAUCAGCUCCCUCCACAGAUUUUCUAUGGGAUUAAGGUCUGAAGACUGGCUAGGCCACUCCAGGACCUUAAUGUGUUUCUUCUUGAGCCACUCCUUUGUUGCCUUGGCCGUGUGUUUUGGGUCAUUGUCAUGCUGGAAUACCCAUCCACGACCCAUUUUCAAUGCCCUGUCUGAGGGAAGGAGGCCCCGUCCAUCGUCCCUUUGAUGCGGUGAAGUUGUCCUGUCCCCUUAGCAGAAAAACACCCCCAAAGCAUAAUGUUUCCACCUCCAUGUUUGACGGUGGGGAUGGUGUUCUUGGGGUUUUAGGCAGCAUUCCUCCUCCUCCAAACACGGCGAGUUGAGUUGAUGCCAAAGAGCUCGAUUUUGGUCUCAUCUGACCACAACACUUUCACCCAGUUGAAUCAUUCACCUCUGAAUCAUUCAGAUGUUCAUUGGCAAACUUCAGACAGGCCUGUAUAUGUGCUUUCUUGAGCAGGGGGACCUUGCGGGCACUGCAGGAUUUCAGUCCUUCACGGCGUAGUGUGUUACCAAUUGUUUUCUUGGUGACUAUGGUCCCAGCUGCCUUGAGAUCAUUGACAAGAUCCUCCCGUGUAGUUCUGGGCUGAUUCCUCACCGUUCUCAUGAUCAUUGCAACUCCACGAGGUGAGAUCUUGCAUGGAGCCCGAUUGACAGUUAUUUUGUGUUUCUUCCAUUUGCGAAUAAUCGCACCAACUGUUGUCACCUUCUCACCAAGCUGCUUGGCGAUGGUCUUGUAGCCCAUUCCAGCCUUGUGUAGGUCUACAAUCUUGUCCCAGACAUCCUUGGAGAGCUCUUUGGUCUUGGCCAUGGUGGAGAGUUUGGAAUCUGAUUGAUUGAUUGCUUCUGUGGACAGGUGUCUUUUAUACAGGUAACAAGCUGAGAUUAGGGGCACUCCCUUUAAGAGUGUGCUCCUAAUCUCAGCUCGUUACCUGUAUAAAAGACACCUGGGAGCCAGAAAUCUUUCUGAUUGAGAGGGGGUCAAAUAUGUAUUUCCCUCAUUAAAAUGCAAAUCAAUUUAUAACAUUUUUGACAUGCGUUUUUCUGGAUUUUGUUGUUGUUAUUCUGUCUCUCACUGUUCAAAUAAACCUACCAUUAAAAUUAUAGACGGAUCAUUUCUUUGUCAGUGGGCAAACGUACAAAAUCAGCAGGGGAUCAAAUACUUUUUUCCCUCACUGUAUAUACUGAGAUCAUGUGACAGAUGAUGUGACACUUAGAUUGCACACAUGUGGACUUUAUUUAACUAAUUAUGUGACUUCUGAAGGUAAUUGGUUGCACCAGAUCUUAUUUAGGGGCUUCAUAGCAAAGGGGGUGAAUACAUAUGCACGUACCACUUUUCCGUUAUUUAUUUUUUGAAUUUUUUGAAACAAGUUAUUUUUUUCAUUUCACUUCACCCAUUUGGACUAUUUUGUGUUUGUCCAUUACAUGAAAUCCAAAUAAAAAUCAAUUUAAAUUACAGAUUGUAAUGCAACAAAAUAGGAAAAACGCCAUGGGGGAUGAAUACUUUUGCAAGGCACUGUACAGUAUGUGCACACAACUGCACGUAGACACAUGGAAUGCACACAGUCACAUAGCAAAACAUAUGCUUACACAAAAGCACAUGCUUGCAUAGCAUGAGAAAGUUUCCAUGUUGAAGCAUAAGCCCUAGGCUAUUUUCCUAUUCCUUAUCCAAUGAAGUCAAACCUUUCAGAAUUCUGAGAAUCCCAGGAAUGGGUUAUUUUAAGAGCUUCUGAACAACUCUGUGUGUUAUCAGAUUAAGAAGCAGUUUAAGGAGAGGGGUGGGAGGGAGUUCAAAAUCUGAUCCACUUUCAUAACCGUUAAAUGAAGGGAGAGAGCGACGCUCUCCGUCACCAUAAACACUGAGUAUACAAAACAUUAAGAACACCUUCCUAAUAUUGAAUUGGACAGCCUCAAUUCAUCGAAAAGCGUUCCACAGGGUUGUUGGUCCAUGUUGACUCCAAUGCUUCUCACAGUUGUGUCAAGUUCGCUGGAUGUCCUUUAGGUGGUUGACCAUUCUUGAUACACAUGAGAAACUGUUGCGUGUGAAAAACCCAGCAGCGUUGCAGUUCUAGACACAAACUGGUGUGCCUGGCACCUACUACCAUACCCCAUUCAAAGGCACUUAAAUCUUUUGUCUUUCCCAUUUACCCUCUGAAUGGCACACAUACACAAUCCAUGUCUCAAUUGUCUCAAGGUUUAAAAAUCCAUCUUUAACCAGUCUGCUCCCCUUAAUCUACACUGAUUUGAAGUAGAUUUAACAAGUGACGUCAAUAAGGGAUCAUAACUUUCACCUGGAUUCACCUGGUCAGUCUAUGUCAUGGAAAGAGCAGGUGUUCUUAAUGUUUUGUAUACUCGGUGUAUAAACAACUUUUGGAAAGCUCAUAUUCUGAGCUAGCAAUUCAAAAAGCAUAGUCCACAGAUCUAAUUGAAUCUGAACAACCCUUUACCUGGAACAGAAUAUUGAAAAAUAUGACCUUGGCAUACGUAAUCCAAACCAUUAAUUUAUGCAUUUUAGGUUUGUUCACAGACUGUAUUUAUACCAAGGAAACGUUUUACGAUAAAAUUGUCCCCAACUCCCAACUGUUCACUGUGUCCCCUAAAUCGUAUGCACAUUCCUUCAUAUGAUGUCGGAGUGCCCUGCAGUUAAAUGCUUCUGGGGCAAAGCUACAAACAAAAAUCCUGAAGUGCAUGAAUAUUCAAUUCUUUGCAUAUAUUAUGUUACUUAACCCCGUGAAUCUCUCAAUCAAUCAGAGAAGUUUGCUGCUGGCAGGCAGCACUGGUGCUGAAAAAAUCUUGUCUCUAAGAUGGCAACCACCACGCUCUCUGCAUGGUUUCCGCGUGGGGACGGAGGAUGCGGGCGGGUGGAUGGGGACUGAGGGUGGGAAUUGGUUGGGGUUAUCUUUGUGUGCAUUUCUUUGAUUGCUUUUUUGUUCCUGUAACCCCCCCUGAAAAAAAAAAGGACAAAGCGAAAUAGAGCUGCUGUUGUGCCUUCUUCACGAUGCUGCCGUGUGAAGAAACCAUUACAGGUCCUCAGUGAUGUGCACGUAGACGAACUUGAAGCUUUUAACCCUCUCCACAUUAACAGUUGGUCCUGAGAGGACAGUUGUAUGGUCAGUUACUCAUUUAAAACAGAUUUGUUUUGUUCUCCCGUUUCCCUUCACAGACGUCACAGCAGCAAAUGUCUGUAGGAGUGGAAACUAUCAGUCACUUAAAGCUACUGGCUAUCUGAGUCAGUCCCCCUCGCCAAGCACACAGAAUUAGAGUACGGCACAGUCAGUCCCCCUCGCCAAGCACACAGAAUUAGAGUACAGCAUCGUCAGUCCCCCUCGCCAAGCACACAGAAUUAGAGUAAGGCACAGUCAGUCCCCCUCGCCAAGCACACAGAAUUAGAGUAAGGCACAGUCAGUCCCCCUCGCCAAGCACACAGAAUUAGAGUACAGCAUCGUCAGUCCCCCUCGCCAAGCACACAGAAUUAGAGUACAGCAUCGUCAGUCCCCCUCGCCAAGCACACAGAAUUAGAGUACAGCAUCGUCAGUCCCCCUCGCCAAGCACACAGAAUUAGAGUACGGCACAGUCAGUCCCCCUCGCCAAGCACACAGAAUUAGAGUACAGCAUCGUCAGUCCCCCUCGCCAAGCACACAGAAUUAGAGUACAGCAUCGUCAGUCCCCCUCGCCAAGCACACAGAAUUAGAGUACAGCAUCGUCAGUCCCCCUCGCCAAGCACACAGAAUUAGAGUACAGCAUCGUCAGUCCCCCUCGCCAAGCACACAGAAUUAGAGUACAGCAUCGUCAGUCCCCCUCGCCAAGCACACAGAAUUAGAGUACAGCAUCGUCAGUCCCCCUCGCCAAGCACACAGAAUUAGAGUAAGGCACAGUCAGUCCCCCUGACGCUGUUUUCCCCCUCUUCUUUCUUUCUUCUCUCCCUCUCUUUUAUCUGUUCUAAAUCAUCGGCAUGACUCGAGGCUCUAUUAUCUGUAAUGUAUGCUAAUCAUUCAAACAUUCAAGGAGAUGGGCCGUUUUACGGAGGGGGGGGCUGAGAAGUGGGGAACAGCAAGGCAGAGGAGUGGGGACUGUGUUUUUGGGGAUGGGGCUCAGGGUAGGGAUGCUUGCUAUUCCCUUAAGUGUCUGGAAAGUGUGUGUUUCCAUUACGCCAUCUCGUUUCGCUGCAGUGCAUGGCGUUGGUUGUUUUUGCACUGAGGCCAGGGGGGUAGACAGUAGAGGCAGGCCUGAGGUCCUUUGUGGCCAGGCCCAGGGCAGGCAGCCCCUGGUAUGGUGUGGUGUGGCCAGGCUCCCCUCCGACGGUGGGCACACAUCUGCUGGAAGGGUUGGCUCUUCUGCUGCCUGGCAGGCUGCUAUCACAAAGAGAGGAUAAAUCAGAAGCAGUCUGUGGGGGAUUGGUUUGAGGCUAGCUGGCUGUUUAGCUGUUUGGCUGCUGGCUGGCUCACUGGCUGGGCUGGCUGUCUGGAGAGAUGGCUGACUGGAGAGAUGGCUGACUGGAGAGAUGGCUGACUGGAGAGAUGGCUGACUGGAGAUAUGGCUGGCUGGAGAGAUGGCUGGCUGGAGAGAUGGCUGACUGGAGAGAUGGCUGACUGGAGAGAUGGCUGACUGGAGAGAUGGCUGACUGGAGAUAUGGCUGGCUGGAGAGAUGGCUGACUGGAGAGAUGGCUGACUGGUGAGGUGCCUGGUGUGUGUCCUUCUGAGUCAGUCUGGGAUGGUUUGUUUUGAGCAGACUGUGGAUAAGUAAGUGACUUUUUCAAGUGUUUACAGUAUGGUUAUGUAAGGUCUUCCUGAUUAUGUCUUCACAGCAAUAACUCAUUUAACAUACAUUUCCUGAGGAUUCAUUGUAGAGGCAUUUUAGCAUAGCUGCUUCAGCCAAAAUAAUAAUGCACAAUUGUGAUGAACACCAAAAGACCUGUAACCCUGAGGGGAAACUAAAAACAUUGUUCCAUUUCUCUUCAACUUUUUCUGUAAACACUGAUCUGCCCUGACAUUAGCCCUGAGCCAGAAGAUGAUGACCGUUAUGACCCUGUUUUAAUGGGCUGAGACUGGAGAGUCAUGCAUUGAGCAAAACAUUUUAUAUUUAGUCAUUUAGCAGACGCUCUUAUCCAGAGCGACUUACAGUUAGUGAGUGCAUACAUUAUUAUAAAAAUUUUAAAAAUCAUACUGGCCCCCCGUGGGAAUCGAACCCACAACCCUGGCGUUGCAAACGCCAUGCUCUACCAACUGAGCUACAUCCCUGCCGGCCAUUCCCUCCCCUACCCUGGACGACUUGUGCGCCGCCCCAUGGGUCUCCCGGUCGUGGCCGGCUAUGACAGAGCCUGGAUUCGAACCAGGAUCUCUAGUGGCACAGCUAGCACUGCAUCCUUAGACCACUGCGCCACUCGGGAGAGAAAAAAACACCCACCCAAUCAAGGGAAAGAACCUGGGAGGCGGCUGGUGAGAAGCCAGUCACACACACACACACACACACAUAUUGGCUUAUCUAGUAGGAAAUCCUACAGCAGUCUUCACUCUCUAUCUAUAAACACAGAAGGCUCACCUCAUGCUCCGGCUUUUCAAUACAUAGAAUUAAUCUAACGGCUAUAGCCACAUAAAUGUAACAAAAUAAUGGGACUGGUUUUACCCCAUUUCGACCUAAAGAAAAAGUCCUAAAUCCUUAUUGGUAAUGUGAGAGAGUUUUAUGAGGACAAAGAGUGUCCAUGAACUGAGAGAGUAUUUGAAAGGAACUGAUUUACGAGGAAGAAUGCAGUGAUUAUAGUGUCUGUACACUGUAAAGGGAUUUAGUUUGAGAAACCGGGGAACUCACGCUCAACUUUAAAGUUGUUCCUUGCUCCUUGCAGAGGACUUAUGCUUAUCCUGUUGAUGAGAAGACACUGUGUGCUUCCGAAGUGGCACCCAAUUGGCUAGCGCAAUAUUUUUGACCAUAAUCCUAUGCGACCUUAUAGUAGUGCACUAUAUAGGGAAUAACGUGUCAUUUCAGACACAACCACUUUCAUUCUAUGGGGGUUCCAGUGUGAACUAGCUGUCCCUAGUAAAGCCUUAAGACCUAUUUAUAGCCCAGUCCCUUCUAUUGUACUUCCACUCCUCUCUGCCUCCUUUAGGUGGACCCCUGGUCCCUGGCUCCCUGGUCCCUACUGGUCUACAUCAGCGUCUGUCUGACCCCUUGUUUCAUACUGCAGGAAAAAAAGAAACUCCUUCUUCUGGAAAAGCCCUUCAUUAUCAUUUAUGGGAAACCUCAUGGCCCACUCUCGCUUUUUUCCUUUUCCCGCUCCCAUUAAAAUAAUAAAAAAAGAACAUACUUUCCUUGUUUCCUUAUGUUUCUAUCCAUACUCCCAUAGUCUGUGUAUACAUGACUGCUGUGUUGGGAAAUCUCCCCAUAAUAGGUCGUUAGUUUGUACUAUGGCUGGUUGGCAGAAAACUCCCCUUUUUCCCUCUGGGAACACAUCCAUCACAUUCUUUGGAAAGUCUGGGUGUUGCCGUAUGGUAUGGUAUUCUCUUACUGCAAAAGCACGGCUGUGUGCGUGUGUGUGCGAGCUCGUGUGUGUGUUUUCAAAACCAUUUAAUUGUUCUGGAGCAGAGCAGAGAACAAAUCGCUGGGAACACCUACAAAAUGUAAUUAAAUGGAAAAAUAAGGAUUAUACAGUCAAAGGGUAACUUUAGUGAGUGUAUGGAUUAUGGACCCAUGUUAUUUGAUGUUGAAUUGAUGAUUUUCGGUACUUCUGAACAGGACCGUGUGUGCCACUUACCACUGGUGUAAGGUGACUGCCAAUAUGACUACAAUGUCUUGUUAUUUGGUCGCCUUCUUCAAACUUCAAGCUCAACAAAACAGCAAACAUCCCACUGUGCAAAAACUGGUUGAAUAAACUUUGUUUCCAUGUAAUUUCAACCCAAAACAUCUGUGAUGACGUUGAAUCAAGGUGGAAACUGAUUAGAUUUGCAAAAAUCAUCAACGUAUUUUUUUCACCCAACUCUCAACCUAAAUCCAAUGACGUGAUUUGUAUUUUUACCAAAUGUAAAUCAAAACUAGACCUUGAACUGUGGCAUGAGUCUUUAACCUGAAGCCAGCGUUUUCCUUCUCUGUUUUAUGUUUUUUAUAAAGCGUCACACCUACAGUAGGGUUGACAUUUCCUCUGAAUGACUCACAGUCAGUAUCCUCUGAAGCCUGGUGGUUCCUCUGACCUCCAUGGAGGGGGUUCCUCUCUCCCUCAGAGGCCCAGAGCAGGGUAACCCUGCGUGGGCUGAGCUCCCCCACCUUCAGCCUCCCUCUUCCAGGCUUGGGAGGAUGAGAGAGGAGAGGGGGAUUCCUUUAGCGAUAGCAUUAGUAUCACCCUUCUCCUCACCCGUGACUCAUCUCUCUCUCUUCCCCCUCUCCCCCUCUCUCUCGCUCUCUCUCUUCCCCCUCUCCCCCUCUCUCUCUCUCUCUCUCUCUCUCUCUCUUCCCCCUCUCUUCUACCCCCUCUCUCUUCCCCCUCUCACCCCCCCUCUCUCUUUUCCCCCUUUCCCCAUCUCCAGCUCUCUCUCUCUCUCUUCCCCCCUCCCCCUCUCUCUCUCUGCCUAGUUUAACUACCAGUCUCCUUUUCUUCUCCCGUCUCAAAGCAUCAAAACAGAUUUGUUUAUUUCCCUCUCUGGAAGGGUCAUCUGGGGUCACGCUCUGGGAGACAUAAGUUCAGGAGAAGUGUUUGUUUGGACAUUCCUUGCAUUCACCGCACGCCUUCUCGCAUGAGACGGCCGGGAGCUCUAUGAUUCAAAUCAAAUCAAAUCUAAUCUAAUUUUAUUGGCCACAUGUGCCGAAUACAACAGGUGCAGACAUUACAGUGAAAUGCUUACUUACAGCCCUUAACCAACAGUGCAUUUAUUUUUUAUAAAAAAGUAAAAUAAAACAACAACAAAAAAGUGUUGAGAAAAAAGAGCAGAAGUAAAAUAAAAUAACAGUAGGGAGGCUAUAUAUACAGGGGGGUACCGGUGCAGAGUCAAUGUGCGGGGGCACCGGCUAGUUGAGGUAGUUGAAGUAAUAUGUACAUGUGGGUAGAGUUAAAGUGACUAUGCAUAAAUAAUUAACAGAGUAGCAGCAGCGUAAAAAGAUGGGGUGGGGGGGCAGUGCAAAUAGUCUGGGUAGCCAUGAUUAGCUGUUCAGGAGUCUUAUGGCUUGGGGGUAGAAGCUGUUGAGAAGUCUUUUGGACCUAGACUUUGUGUGUGUGUGUGUGUGUGUGUGUGUGUGUGUGUGUGUGUGUGUGUGUGUGUAUGCCUACAUUUUACGUAUGGGUGGUCCCAGGAAUCAAACCCAUUAUCCUGGCAUUGCUAGUGCCAUGCUCUACCAACUGAGCUACAAGGACCAUAGUGUUGAGUGUUUGGUAUGGUGGAGCCAGUUAGGUCAGUGUUAAGUCAUUCACUGCUCCACUACAGAUGUGGGUGGUCCUGUGUACCUGCCCAGGUAGGCCAAAGGUGGGCUUGGUGUAGAGUUUCCCUCCACUUUAGCUAGAGAAAGGAAAAGUAACCAUACAGCAGCUAUAAGCGAGAGACUGAGUGGGACCACCUCUCGUUAAGUGCCUAGUAGGGCUGUGACGGUCAUGGAAUUUUGGAUGACGGUUAUUGGCCAGCAAAAUGACCGCGUCUCCUUAAUAACCUUUCGAAUGGCAAAAUAUAUACACUGAAUAAAAAUAUAAACGCAACAUGUAAAGAGUUGGUAAAAAAUCUCUGAAAUGUUCCAUAUGCACAAAAAGCUUAUUUCUCUCAAAUUGUGUCCACAAAUUUGUUUACAUCCCUGUAAAAAAAUUGUUUUAAACAUUUUGGUCAUUUAUUUUGGUCAGUAUGAUAAUGUAUGCACUCACUAACUGUAAGUCGCUCUGGAUAAGAGUGUCUGCUAAAUGACUAAAAUGUAAAAGAGUUGAAGAGGUAGGGUUUCAGAUGUUUUCGGAAGAUGGGCAGGGACUCUGCUGUCCUAGCUUCAGGGGGAAGCUGGUUCCACCAUUGGGGUGAGGACUGGGCUGAGUGGGAGCUGCCCUCCCGUAGGGGUGGGAGGACCAAGAGACCUGAGGUGGCAGAACGGAGUGCUCGGUUUGGGGUAUGGGGUUUGAGCAUAGCCUGAAGGUAGGGAGAGGCAGUUCCUCUUGUUGUCUUGUAGUGGAUGCGAGCUUCAACUGGAAGCCAGUGGAGUGUGCGGAGGAGCGGGGUGACAUGAGAGAACUUGGGAAGGUUGAAAACCAGGUGGGCUGCUGCAUUCUGGAUAAGUUGCAGGGGUUUGAUGGCGGGGAGCCCAGCCAACAGUGAGUUGCAGUAGUCCAGACGGGAGAGGACAAGUGCCUGGAUUAGGACCUGCGCCGCUUCCUGUAUGAGGUAGGGCCGUACUCUACGGAUUUUGUAGAGCAUGAACCUGCAGGAGAGGGUCACUGCUUUGAUGUUUGCAGAGAACGACAGGGUGUUGUCCAGGUUCACGCCAAGGUUCUUUGCACUCUGGGAUGGUGACACUGUGGAAUUGUCAACCGUGAUGGAGAGGUCAUUGAGUGAGCAUUUCUCCUUUGCCAAGAUAAUCAAGAAGCUGAUUAAACAGCAUGAUCAUUACACAGGUGCACCUUGUGCUGGGGACAAUAAAAGGCACUUGUGUAGUUUUGUCACACAACACAAUGCCACAGAUGUCUCAAGUUGAGGGAGCGUGCAAUUGGUAUGCUGACUGCAGGAAUGUCCACCAGAGCUGUUGCCAGAAAAUGUAAUGUUCAUUUCUCUACCAUAAGCUGCCUGUCGUUUUAGAGAAUUUGGCAGUACAUCCAACCGGCCUCACAACCGCAGACCACGUGUAACCCCGCCAGCCCAGGACCUCCACAUCCGGCUUCUUCACCUGCGGGAUCAUCUGAGGUGGGGUUUGGGGGGGUGCUGAGGAGUAUUUAUGUCUGUAAUGAAGCCCUUUUGUGGGGAAAAACUCAUUCUGAUUGGCUGGGCCUGGCUCCCCACUGGGUGGGCCUAGCUUCCAAGUGGAGGGCCUAUGAUCAUAGGCCAAAAUGAAUUUAUUUAAAUUGACUGAUUUCCUUAUAUGAACUGUAACUCAGUCAAAUCUUUGAAAUUGUUGCGUUUAUAUUUUUUGUUCAGUAUAUAUAUAUCUUGUUGUUUUUUACACAAAUGUUUUCCUCUCCUCCACUCCUGACUGCAUGUGCUACCAUAUAUUGUAUUUCUGUGUGCUGCUGCUGCACUUUGCCUGCACCUUUCUAUGUGUGCUCUUUUGCUAGAAUGCCUUGCUUGUUUCAGCAAGGAUUAACAAAGUUUCAUCACAUUUUUUUUUUUUUUUGGUCAUUUAGCAGAUGCUCUUAACCAGAGCGACUUACAGGAGCAAUUAGGGUUAAGUGCCUUGCUCAAGGGCACAUCGACAGAUUUUUCACCUAGUCAGCUCGGGGAUUAGAACCAGUGACCUUUCGGUUACUGGCACAACGCUCUUAACCACUAAGCUACCUGCCGCCCCAUAAAAUAUACUUUGAUUUGUUUAACACUUUUUUGGUUACUACAUGAUUCCAUAUGUGUUAUUUCAUAGUUUUGAUGUCUUCACUAUUAUUCUACAAUGUAAAAAAUAGUAAAAAUAAAGAAAAACCCUUGAAUGAGUAGGUGUGUCCAAACUUUUUGACUGGUAGUAUACAGUUGAAGUCAGAAGCUUACAUACACUUAGGUUGGAGUCAUUAAAACUCGUUUUUCAACCACUCCACAAAUUUCUUUUUAACAAACUAUAGUUUUGGCAAGUCAGUUAGGACAUCUACUUUGUGCAUGACACAAGUAUUUUUCCAACAAUUGUUUACAGACAGAUUAUUUCACUUAUAAUUCACUGUAUCACAAUAACAGUGGGUCAGAAGUUUACAUACACUAAGUUGACUGUGCCUUUAAACAGCUUGGAAAAUUCCAGAAAAUGAUGUCAUGGCUUUAGAAGCUUCUGAUAGGCUAAUUGACAUAAUUUGAGUAAAUUGAAGGUGUACCUGUGGAUGUAUUUCAAGGCCUACCUUCAAACUCAGUGCCUCUUUGCUUGACAUCAUAGGAAAAUCUAAAGAAAUCAGCCAAGACCUCAGUCUGGUUCAUCCUUGGGAGCAAUUUCCAAACGCCUGAAGGUACCACGUUCAUCUGUACAAACAAUAGUAUGAAUGUAUAAACACCAUGGGACCACGCAGCCGUCAUACCGCUCAAGAAGGAGAGGCGUUCUGUCUCCUAGAGAUGAAUGUACUUUAGUGCGAAAAGUGCAAAUCAAUCCCAGAACAACAGCAAAGGACCUUGUGAAGAUGCUGGAGGAAACAGGUACAAAACUAUCUAUAUCCACAGUAAAACGAGUCCUAUAUCGACAUAACCUGAAAGGCCGCCCAGCAAGGAAGAAGCCACUGGUGUAACUGAGUCAGGUUUGUAGGCCUUCUUGCUCGCACACACUUUUUCAGUUCUGCCCACAGAUUUUCUAUAGGAUUGAGGUCAGGGCUUUGUGAUGGCCACUCCAAUACCUUGACUUUGUUGUCCUUAAGCCAUUUUGCCACAACGGCCAGGUAGGCGUCCACUGUAAUCCUCCGUGGGGGGGUUUAUUGCUUCAGCCCUAGAGGGGCAAAGGGGUGUAGGAGGGGUAGAGGGGUGUAGGAGGGGUAGAGAGGUGUAGGAGGAGUGUAGGAGAGGUAGAGGGGUGUAUGAGGGGUAGAGGGGUGUAUGAGGAGUGUAGGGGUACAGUCCCUGGUGGUCAAGGCAAAACAGGAAGGAAUCCAACAGACUAAAACGUCUUUGUUCCGUCUGAGUUGGAGUAGAGUUACAGAAAGACAACCCAUACCCCCUCCCACACACACACACACACACACACACCUUCAACAAACCCUGUUGCCAUCCGGCUCUACUCUCUAUAUUUGUGGAGCCGUCAGAGCACAGUAGAAGUAGGGAUCAGACACAUUCUUCACACACACACAGCUACUACAACACCAUACACAGGUAUGUCUGCCUGGCUCUGCUGCUGAUAUAAGGAGGGAGAUUGGAGGAUUGGUAGGAGAAGCUUUAUUUUCCCUGGGACUGGAACUGGGCCUUACCUUGGCAGGGUCGGCUAUGCUGUCACCUGUGUUUGUUGUUGUAGUAGAGCUGUGUGUGUGUGUGGCUUGGGCGGUAUACCGUAAAUACCGGAUAGCACGGACCUUGCCCUCUGGCCUCUAGCUAGGCUACAUAAGAGAGUAGAGUAGAGAGUAGGUGUGUUUACUACAGUGCUAGGUCUAUACAGCACUAACGCUCCCAUCCUACAAGGCUUCCCUUGUGAGUUUACUGUAUACUGAAACACGCCUAUAAGAAUAAGACGCUACUGCUUAAGAUGCUAUUGCACAGCUACUGUGCCGACGUUUCUUUAAACUCAUCUUUAAAAUGGAUAGUGAUAGAGUGCUUAUUACUAUAAGUAGUUACUAGUUUGUUAGAAAUACUCAAUUGGGACUCGUUCCCAGUGUGGAAGGGUAGUUGACUCGUUCCCAGUGUGGGAGGGUAGUUGACUCGUUCCCAGUGUGGGAGGGUAGUUGACUCGUUCCCAGUGUGGGAGGGUAGUUGACUCGUUCCCAGUGUGGGAGGGUAGUUGACUCGUUCCCAGUGUGGGAGGGUAGUUGACUCGUUCCCAGUGUGGGAGGGUAGUUGACUCGUUCCCAGUGUGGAAGGGUAGUUGACUCGUUCCCAGUGUGGGAGGGUAGUUGACUCGUUCCCAGUGUGGGAGGGUAGUUGACUCGUCCCCAAGAGGGAGGGGUAGCGAGGGAGGGUGUGAGUGAAUCACUUUGAAAGAAAACAAACUGAAAGUGAGCGUCCUUAUUGUGGAGUCCUUAACAAAGCCAGUUUUCAACAUGACACGGUGUAUCUAAUGAUAGUGACAGAAAAACAGCCUUUCUCUCUCAACGCUCUGAAUGCCAGGGCAGAUGCCUGAGCUGGUAUAGCAGCUGCCUUGAUACAGCUGAAAACAAACUCUGUUUGACUAACAAGAGAUAUAAUGGUCCCCUUCUUGCCUAACACCCCAGGGGGUUGGAGGGUUUAGGGCACGGUAACACCAAGGGGAUGGGACUGUAAUGUACCCCCAGCAGGGUGAGAGGGGUGGGGGUGGGAGGGGGAGGGGGGCUACCUGGCUGUUCACUCUGGCUCGCUUGGGUAACAGGGCGGAGGGUGGAACAUAACAGAAUAGAAGAGAACAUAGUGUGGCACAGAGAACCCUACCUUGCCAAGUCUCUCUCUCUCGCUCUCUCUCUCUCUCUGAGGGUUUUCUAUGUGAGGUUCAUCAGACCUAAAUUCAGUGUCCAGCACAACAAUCCACACUCAGACCAUAAUGUACCCUGCCGCACCCUCCAUAAUACCCUGACCUUACAUCUCCCCUCUAUAGUGAAGCCAUAAAUGUGUCUGGCAGCGGUUGGCUCUAGUCUGCCUCCUAAAUGGCACCCUUUUCCCUUUGUACUGCACUACUUUUGACCAAAGCCCUGCACUCUGCACUAUAUAGGAAAAUGGAAUGCUAUUUUGGACAAAGCCUCAGUCUGGCAGUGGUUGGAUCUAGGUCUCUGGCUCUAGCUUCCUCUCCUUUCCUCUGCUGUUGAGACAGGCGGCCAGAUCUCCUGUGGAUGUUGCUCUGCUCUGCUGUGAGGUUCUAGAUGAAAAUACUGUAACUGCUUUACUUUGACCUACUUCUCAAAGAUUGAUGUAAUCCCUAAGCAGAUGGUUGUGUGUUAUGCGAGAGAACGAGAGAGAGAGAAGUAGGGAGAGAAAAGAGAGAAUGAAUGUCUUGGUUAACUUAGCCGCAGGUAUCUUUCCAAUGUAUUCCCCUGGGAUUUGUAUGGAUACCGCCUGCCUGGUCUGGAUGAGGCUUUGAGAGGUUAUUUUCAUUAGACUGUUGCACAACUGAGUUGUUGUUUUUUCAUCGUUCCUCUGUUAACUGGUCGUGUGCUGUAACCCAGUUCACUGCAGGAAUGGGACAUUUGACUAUAGUUACAGAAGCAGGGCAUAUAGUAUGCUAUUUAUGCAACAGAAAGCAGGGCAUAAAGAAUGCUAUGUAUGCAACACAAAGAUAAUUGACACAGUACUGUGUGUGUGCAUGUGGCGUGCGUGAGUGACCAAGCGUGUGCGCAUGUAUUUCGGUUUGUGUGAGAGAAAGUGAGAUAGAGAGCAUAAUCUCUCUCUCGGCAGCUGUGUUGGUUUACUGGAGAGUUAGAUGUUAGAGGAGACUGUUCAGAGCUGUGUUGGUUUACUGGAGAGUUAGAUGUUAGAGGAGACUGUUCAGAGCUGUGUUGGUGUAAUGGAGAGUUAGAUGUUAGAGGAGACUGUUCAGAGCUGUGUUGGUGUAAUGGAGAGUUAGAUGUUAGAGGGGACUGUUCAGAGCUGUGUUGGUGUAAUGGAGAGUUAGAUGUUAGACGAGACUGUUCAGAGCUGUGUUGGUGUAAUAGAGAGUUAGAUGUUAGAGGAGACUGUUCAAAGCUGUGUUGGUGUAAUGGAGAGUUAGAUUGGCAUCAAGGUAACAAUAGCCCUGCCAGGGUCCUAUUAGCCCUCACAAACACACUCUCCCAAGCUGCUGCUGCUGCGUGUAUGCGUUCGUGCGCGAGUGUGUUAUCCUCAAGGCCAGGUAUGCAAAUCCCGAGGGAAUCACUCAGUGAGAAUCAUCGACCAUAGCAAACCUCUGGACAAACGGUGAUUGAGUCCUUAAAGAGUGACUGCCUUUAAAAAGCAACGGAUCCCUUUGAAAACAGUCUAUGUGGCAUCGAUAUGAGUCAGAAACAGUUGUUCUAGUGUCAAAAUUGACUACAAAGUGUAAAUAGGAUCAUUUUGGUCAUAAAGUCAGUCUUGUCUAAUAUGGAGUUUGGAACAUCUGUGCGUCACAACGGGUAAAUAAAGGUUUGGUUUUGAUUUGAUGAUGUCCAUUUGCCCACUAACAUCGGAUGAACAGCUGCAGUGAUUUCUCUCUAUCCAAAGGCAUAGACAGUGAGAAAGACCUGCCCAGUAGCUCCGACUUUGUUUACAUAAGACAACACGUCACACAUUUCUUUACUUGAGAAAUACUGCACCAAACACAUUAGUUAGAUGUAAAAUUGCACAACUAAAACAUCCUCUGCAAAAAAGUAAAAAUUAAUGACAGAUUUCUUGAGUUAUCUUAGAUUCAUUCUGGGAAUUUUGAGGAAGUAAAAGACUUCAGCGUCUCAUGAGGGACAAACAUCAUUAACCAAAUGCAGAAUGGUCAGGAAACACACCUCCAAGACUGAAAUCAUUUUUUUUUUAUGAGCAACAGAGAAACACUUGCCAAUUGGCGUGUUCAGUGGGCUCUUUAAGGCUCUCAGUUACUCCUAUCAUCACUGAACAGAGUCCAGUCGUCUCUCUGGUUCUUCCAUGACGUCAAAGAUACACUAAAAAGAUCUGAUAACGUUAUCCUGAUGGAUGUUUUACGUUUAUUCACAUUCCUUCUCUGGGGUAGAUAGCUUUGAAAGGUAGCUUUGUCAUUAGCGUUUUCCUACUCCGAUCGGCAUUCCCAUUCCAUUCUUUGAACUUCCUUCUUUGCAUUAGUCCUAUAUGUUCAUCCUCAUCUGUGCUCUGGGAUGGAGAAGGAUGCAAUUGCUGCCAGCAAUUUGGGGCGUUCCUGCCUGUGGGCAGUCCUGCAUCUGCAGGAACCCCUCUUUAUCCUUCUAUUGGUCCGUUUUUAAGCGAGUCCAGGCGGGAGGCGGGGACGCUCCAGUACAGUAGGUGGUGGUAAUGCACCAUAAUGUUGGGGGGAAUGCCCACAUGCAGGAGCGCCCCAAAUUGCAGGCCACAAUCACACACUAUUGCUGGGAUGUCCAGCAAAAGCUCCAGUGACCAUUGAUGACACAUGAACUUGACUUUUCCCAACUCAUAUUGCCCAAUGGCCGUGGAAUAUAAGUGACGCUAUUUUAUUCUCUAUACAUGUUCCGACUAUUAAUAGCCUGGUCCCACAUCUGUUUGUGAUGUCUUGCAUGACAGUGACCAUAGGAGUUGUCAAGGCAGCACAAACAGAUCUGGGACCAAACUACUUAGGGCCUCAACCCAAAAUACCAUGCUGUUAAUACUAGCUGUCAUACUAGCUGUCAAGCCAAUCACAGAGUACAAUCUCAGUGACCUCAUGCGUACAGUACAUACAUAUAUGAGUCCAGUUAAAGACAGCCCAAGAAUGUCAUAAUAAGUAGCCGUUGUAACCACCCCCCUUUUCUUCUCUCUCUGAGACACUCCAAGCAGUGACUUGGGGAAUCCUGUCAUUGACCCAUCUACCAACACUGUUGAGUAAAGUGUAACUUACUUGCAGGAGUAAACUUCAUUACAUGAGACUGUGUGGAGUGUUUUGUUGGCCCCAUGGAGCGUGGGACACUGUUACUGGGGGUAGAAUGGGUUAGGAUGACUGGGGGAAGAGGGGCUCUGGAAUACCGGCCAAGGCUCUGGAAUGUCAUUGUGUUCUUCGUUCCUAUUCGGAAUGUUCCAAGUUCUAUCUGGCUGAUGGUUCUUUUUAGCAAUUAGAUGCGAUAUCACUGCUGGGUCCAGAUUGUUCCAGGCAAGCAGGACAAGAGCGGGGUCUAUACAAGCCCAGAGAAAAGGCUCUACUGUCCUUUCUGCGCUGCCCAGGAACGGGAGGAAUGUGGGCAGGCGGGGCCCAGAACAGAACAGCUAAAACCCCCUCAUGAAUUUUUAAAGGCCUUUCUCAUUCAAAGCAGGGUCUGGCUCUCAGCGUGUGGCCCUGGGCAGGGCGGGCCGGGAGGUGUAGCAGAAGAGUGGGUAGCGGCCGGUUGGAGAGCGGAGCUGGCACCCUCUUUACAUAACAGCCAGGGUGGGGGGAUAUUGGGUAUCCCGGGUCUGGGAGAUAAUGGCCACUCACUCCGUCCGUGCGGCUAGACUAUCCAGGUGCAUUCUUGGCGCUGCCGUGCGUGUCUGGAGAGAAUGGGGGGAACAAGAGAGAGGGAGAAAAAGAGAGACGGUACAUUAUAGAAGACGGUUCCAUUAGUUAGGCCAACAGUUGACCUUGUGCAGUUUCAUGGGACUUAUGAAUGAACAAACAAAUAACCUAGUCAUAUACAGGUAUACAGUUUAAAUAACCCACUCAUUUCUUUAUUUUUGUUAUUUUUUUAUUUAACCUUUAUUUAACUAGGCAAGUCAGUUAAGAACUAAUUCUUAUUUACAAUGACAGCCUACCAAAAGGCAAAAGGCCUCCUGCGGGGACGGGGGCUGGGAUUAAAAAUAAAAAUAUAGGACAAAACACACAUGACGAGACACCACAACACUACAUAAAGAGAGACCUAAGACAACAACAUAGCAUGGCAGCAACACAUGACAACACAGCAUGGUAGCAACACCACAUGACAACAACAUGGUAGCAACACAACAUGGCAGCAGCACAACAUGGUAGCAGAACAAAACAUGGUACAAACAUUAUUGGGCACAGACAACAGCACAAAGGCAAGAAGGUAGAGACAACAAUACAUCACGCGAAGCAGCCACAACUGUCAGUAAGAGUGUCCAUGAUUGAGUCUUUGAAUGAAGAGAUGGAGAUAAAACUGUCCAGUUUGAGUAUUUUUUGCAGCUCUUUCCAGUCGCUAGCUGCAGCGAACUGAAAAGAGGAGCGACCCAGGGAUGUGUGUGCUUUCGGUAGCCUCUUUAAUUCAGCCAGAGCGUUAUUGUGAAUGCAUCAGGGUGUACGAGCUGGGAAGAGAAGUGGUCUAUUGGAACAGAGCAGAGGCAUUGUUAGCCUCAAGGUUGAUUUAUUCUAAUUAGCACCAUGUCUGUUGAGCCUUGCAGAGGCCUAGUGGAGGCUUAGCAACAUGCUAAUUGUUUUAGGCCCUGUACCAAAUAGCACCCUAUUCCCUAUGUAGUGCACUGCUUUUGACAAGGGCCCAUAGGGAAUAGGGUGCCAUUUGGGACGCAUCCUUAGCCCCGUCUGCAUGCUGAUAGGCGCGCUACAUCAAUCACCAUUAGUUACAGCACCAACAGGUCUGUCUGCUGGAACGCCCAUAGAUAACUAUGACACACUGUGUGUGUGUGUGUGUCAAAACAAGUAAUUCUGCUCCAGGCCUUCUGCUAUCUGCCAGAGAAACAGCAUCCAUUUAGCAGAAUGAAUGACUAUACGUCAAUCAUUUCUCUGAUUUGUUGCCGUGUUAUAAGGAUUUGAGAUGCAUUCCGAGCUGAGACCUAGUUAGAGAGGUGGGUGGAUGCUCAAGGCUCACACAAUGGAGUUGUUUCCAGCUUUCCUGGCAAGAGGAGACCAAGGAAAGACUUAAUAGAAUCUACUUUUAUUAACACUCAUUUAACGAUUAUCUCAUGAAUUAUUUGCAACUAUUGCUAGGUUUCCAUCCAAUUGGUGACUGAUUUUCAUGCGAAUAUUCUACAAUCUGCAUAUAGAAAAUAUGCACAUUUUCCCACCAGUGGUGUGUUUCCACCAAACUGACUUGUUGCGGAUAAAAAUCAGUGUGUGAUGACGUAGUGCUCACAAAAUGUACUUUUUCACUUAAGUUUUCAUGUACCGAAUAAAAAUCUGUUGCGUUAAACAGCAAAUGUGCCUACUCUGGUCUUGACAGGUGCGCUCAACAGCUCGUAGGUACAGUGCGGGUAUGUGCGGGAAGUCUAGUCUACAUUAUGAGAUUAUUAGGGAUAAGACAAUAAUUGUAUUUAUCAAAUGGCAGUCAAGCAUCUAUCAUCAUGUCAGCAGAAUAAGACCAUCGAUAUUUAUUGGAAAGGAGCAAAAAGGUCACAGUGCACUUUCCCCACCCUGUAAAGUUCAUCAUAAGUUAUUUCAUCUGUAGCCUAAUAAACUGCCUGGUUUCCCGAGUCGUAGUGGGAGGACCACACACCAUAUCAUCGUGUGACUAAGUUUACUUCCAUAUCAAUAUUUGCGCAUAAAGGAGUUUCCACCUCCAUUUCUCGCAUAAUACAUUUUACUGACACAAAAAGAACCAUGUCGAAUGAACAAGUGAUCUGUCGGCAGUUAUAAAAUUGUACCAAAACUUCCUGUUUCCAUCACAGCUGUCGUGAUUUUUUUAAAAUAUACGGUAUGACUUUACUCGCAUAAAAACUGUGGAUGGAAAUGUGGUUAUAGUCAGUAGCAUUAGUCCAAUAGGAACUGCUAUUAAAGGGAUACUUCAUUCUGGGAACUCGUGGAUACCAUUUUUAUGUCUCUGUGUUCAGUAUGAAGUAAGUUAGAGGUAUUCACGAGCCAAUGCUAACUAGCGUUAGCACAAUGACUGGAAGUCUACAGGUACAGGAGCAUACGCUAGUGUACCUGUAGACUUCCAGUCAUUGCGCUAACUUUAGUUAGCAUUGGCUCUAGGAACUAUGUCUAACUUCCUUCAUACUGCACACAGGGACAUAAAAAGGGUAUCCAUGAGUUCAUCUGACUCUGGGUAAGUAGAAAAACUUAAUUGCCAGAAUCUUGCAGUAUCCCUUGAAGCAUAUUAAGUACAUUUUAGACAAUAGCCUUUCUGUGAGCCAUUCAAAAUGAUGAGGAGAUUGUUAUGUUUAAUAGAUUCCAAGAAACACAAACUGUGUACACUGUGCAGUCUUAGUUAUCCAUGCUGCAUUAUGUGUAAAGGACAUACUGUACAGUCUUACGUUAUCCAUGCUGCAUUAUGGGUAAAGGACAUACUGUACAGUCUUACGUUAUCCAUGCUGCAUUAUGGGUAAAGGACAUACUGUACAGUCUUACGUUAUCCAUGCUGCAUUAUGGGUAAAGGACAUACUGUACAGUCUUACGUUAUCCAGGCUGCAUUAUGGGUAAAGGACAUACUGUACAGUCUUACGUUAUCCAUGCUGCAUUAUGGGUAAAGGACAUACUGUACAGUCUUACGUUAUCCAUGCUGCAUUAUGGGUAAAGGACAUACUGUGCAGUCUUACGUUAUCCAUGCUGCAUUAUGGGUAAAGGACAUACUGUGCAGUCUUACGUUAUCCAUGCUGCAUUAUGGGUAAAGGACAUACUGUGCAGUCUUACGUUAUCCAUGCUGCAUUAUGGGUAAAGGACAUACUGUGCAGUCUUACGUUAUCCAUGCUGCAUUAUGGGUAAAGGACAUACUGUGCAGUCUUACGUUAUCCAUGCUGCAUUAUGGGUAAAGGACAUACUGUGCAGUCUUAUUUACAUUUACGUAAUUUAGCAGACGCUCUUAUCCAGAGUGACUUAAAAAUUGGUGCAUUCACCUUAUGAUAGCCAGUGGGACAACCACUUUACGGCAACACUUUGCCGAAUGGUGGAGUAGCUGGUCAGCUGUGGGGGAAUGGUGGAGUAGGUUGGUCAACUUUGGGGGAAUGGUGGAGUAGGCUGGUCAGCUGUGGGGGAAUGGUGGAGUAGGUUGGUCAGCUGUGGGGGAAUGGUGGAGUAGGUUGGGGAACUGUGGGGGAAUGGUGGAGUAGGUUGGUCAGCUGUUGGGGAAUGGUGGAGUAGGUUGGUCAGCUGUUGGGGAAUGGUGGAGUAGGUUGGUCAGCUGUUGGGGAAUGGAGGAGUAGGUUGGUCAACUGUGGGGGAAUGGUGGAGUAGGUUGGUCAGCUGUGGGGGAAUGGUGGAGUAGGCCAGGGUGGGUAACUGGCUUUUUUUUUUGUCAUUUAGCAGACGCUCUUAUCCAGAGCAAUUAGGGUUAAGUGUCUUGCUCAAGGACACAUUGACAGAUUUUUCACCUAGUCGGCUCGGGGAUUAGAACCAGCGACCUUUCGGUUACUGGCCCAACGCACAACGCUCUUAACCACUAAGCUACCUGCCGGGUAGCUUUGCAGGGUGACUAAGGGGUGGGCACUCAUUAUGAAGUUGAAUCUUAACCCCUUGUUGCGCUUUCUCCAUCCUUAAACUGCAAUGAAGGGAAGAGCAGUGAGAAGUAUAGAGAAAUGGAGAUGAAACUGAAUAAAGGGAAAUGUUGACUUGAUUUUGCUCCCUAUACAAUAUAAGGCCACAGAGAGGGAAAGCAGAUCUAAAAUAUAUUGUGCCUCAUUCAAUACAACUUUAUUUGUCCCUUUAGGGCAAUUACUAUUCAUCUCAAUUGGAGUGCUGAAGGUGUUGCCACUGAUAACAAUGUCUGGUCCAAUUCCAAUAGCUAUUUUCCUUGCUGAUCAUUAAGAAUUUACUUCAUAGUAUCUACCUAUAGGGAGGUACAAGGGAUGUGUGUGUGUGUGUGUGUGUGUGUGUGUGUGUGAGUAAGAAACUGUAAGUGUGUGUGUUAUCUGUGCCGUGACCUGCAUGGCAGUCUACCUGGAUGACCUCAUGGCUUGGCCCAGGUGACUGGUGUGAGGAGAAGCAGAAGCCUUCGAUCAGCGAACAGCUAGGCUGAGGUCAUGGUGAGAUAGGGGCCUGUGGAAAAACUGAUGCUACACUAACAUCUCAUCGGUCCCGGGCCCCACAGCAGUCAUAGCUCCCUGGGGAAACCCAAAAACGUGGGAGUAAAAAACAGACUGGGUGGUCAGAGCCCUCACGGCCAGACGAUACUGACCCAGUCCACCCCCACCAAACAACUGGUCUUCUUCUACGGAGACACACAUACACACACACACAUACACACAGACAUACAGGUACAGCUGACCCAGAGAAUGGCCCAGGAACAUUUAGACUUAGAUGGAUCGUUUUUGAAUCUUCCAACCCUUUUUAGGUUAAUGUUGGUCUCCUCUCCCUGUACCCCUCUUUCCAGAGCCGCGGCCUCGUAAAAACUUUAACAUACUUCCUCUGUUAUGACCUUGUGGAUCGCUAAGAUGAUGUCAUGAUGAUCUCUUGGACAGUCUGUUUUGGUUUUAUUGUCGUGCUUCAUAGCUAGAACCUGGCUCUGCUGUCUGAUCAUCUGCCUUUUAACGCUGGUGUUUUGCAGUGAUGAUAUCAUCAGAAUUUAAUUACAUUUUUAUUUCACCUUUAUUUAACCAGAUAAGCCAGUUGAGAACAAUUUCUCAUUUACAACUGCGACCUGGCCAAGAUAAAGCAAAGCAGUGCGAUUUAAAAACAACAACAACACAGAGUUACACAUGGGAUGAAACAAAACAUACAGUCAAUAACACAAUAUAAAAUCUAUAUACAGUGUGUGCAAAUGUAGUAAAUGAUGGAGGUAAGGCAAUAAAUAGAUUUUUGCAGUUCGUUCCAGUCAUUAGCAGCAGAGAACUGGAAGGAAUGGCGGCCAAAGGAGGUGUUGGCUUUGGGGAUGACCAGUGAGAUAUACCUGCUGGAGUGCAUGCUACGGGUGGGUGUUGCUAUGGUGACCAAUGAGCUAAGAUAAGGCGGGGAUUUGCCUAGCAGUGAUUUAUAGAUGACCUGGAGCCGGUGGGUUUGGCGACGAAUAUGUAGUGAGGGCCAGCCAACGAGAGCGUACAGGUCACAAUGGUGGGUAGUAUAUGGGGCUUUGGUGACAAAACGGAUGGCACUGUGAUAGACUACAUCCCAUUUGCUGAGUAGAGUGUUGGAGGCUAUUUUGUAAAUGACAUCGCCGAAGUCAAGGAUCGGUAUAAUAGUCAGUUUUACGAGGGCAUGUUUGGCAGCAUGAGUGAAGGAGGCUUUGUUGCGAAAUAGGAAGCCGAUUCUAGAUUUAACUUUGGAUUGGAGAUGCUUAAUGUGAGUCUAGAAGGAGAGUUUACGGUCUAACCAGACACCUAGGUAUUUGUAGUUGUCAACAUAUUCUAAGUCAGACCCGCCGAAAGUAGUGAUUCUAGUCGGGCAGGCGGGUGCAAGCAGCGUUCGAUUGAUGAGCAUGCAUUUAGUUUUACUAGCGUUUAAGAGCAGUUGGAGGCUACGGAAGGAGUGUUGUAUGGCAUUGAAGCUCGUUUGUAGGUUUGUUAACACAGUGUCCCAUGAAGGGCCAGAUGUAUACAAAAUGGUGUCGUCUGCGUAUAGGUGGAUCUGAGAGUCACCGGCAGCAAGAGCGACAUGAUAUGAUAUACACAGAGAUGGUGGCUGGGGUAGGGGUAGCCAGGUGGAAAGCAUGGCCAGCCGUAGCAAAAUGCUUAUUGAAAUUCUCGAUUAUCGUACAUUUAUCGGUGGUGACAGUGUUUCCUAGCCUCAGUGCAGUGGGCAGCUGGGAGGAGGUGCUCUUAUUCUCCAUGGACACAUCGACAGUACAGUGUCCCAAAACAUUUUGGAGUUAGUGCUACAGGAUGCACAUUUCUGUUUGAUAAAGCUAGCCUUUGCUUUCCUAACUGAUUGUGUAUAUUGGUUCCUGACUUCCCUGAAAAGUUGCAUAUCGCGGGGGCUGUUUGAUGCUAAUGCAGUACGCCACAGGAUGUUUUUGUGCUGGUCAAGGGCAGUCAAGUCUGGGGUGAACCAGGGGCUAUAUCUGUUCUUAGUUCUGAAUUUUUUUGAAUGGGGCAUGCUUAUUUAAGAUGGAGAGGAAAGCACUUUUAAAGAACAACCAGGCAUCCUCUACUGACGGAAUGAGGUCGAUAUCCAUCCAGGAUACCCGGGCCAGGUAAUUAGAAAGGCCUGCUUGUUGAAGUGUUUUAGGGAGCGUUUGACAGUGAUGAGGGGUGGUCGUUUGACCGCGGACCCAUUACGGACGCAGGCAAUGAGGCAGUGAUCGCUGAGAUCCUGGUUGAAGACAGCGGAGGUGUAUUUAGAGGGUAAAUUAGUCAGGAUGAUAUCUAUGAGGGUGCCCAUGUUUACGGAUUUAGGGUUGUACCUGGUAGGUUCCUUGAUAAUUUGUGUGAGAUUGAGGGCAUCUAGUUUAGAUUGUAGGACGGCCGGGGUGUUAAGCAUAUCCCAGUUUAGGUCACCAAGCAGUACGAACUCUGAGGAUAGAUGGGGGGCAAUCAAUUCACAUAUGGUGUCCAGGGCACAGCUGGGGGCUAAGUGGGGGUCUGUAGCAAGCGGCAACAGUGAUAGACUUAUUUCUGGAGAGGUGGAUUUUUAGAAGUAGAACUGUUUGGGCACAGACCUGGAUAGUAUGAUAGAGCUCUGCAGGCUAUCUCUACAGUAGAUUGCAACUCCGUCCCCCCGUGUACCUGUGUCUUAACCAUGUCUCUCUGUGUCUUAACCAUAUGUCUCUCUGUGUCUUAACCGUAUGUCUCUCUGUGUCUUAACCAUGUCUCUCUGUGUCUUAACCAUAUGUCUCUCUGUGUCUUAACCGUAUGUCUCUCUGUGUCUUAACCGUAUGUCUCUCUGUGUCUUAACCAUAUGUCUCUCUGUUUCUGAACCAUAUGUCUCUCUGUGUCUUAACCAUAUGUCUCUCUGUGUCUUAACCGUAUGUCUCUCUGUGUCUUAACCGUAUGUCUCUCUGUGUCUUAACCGUAUGUCUCUCUGUGUCUUAACCGUAUGUCUCUCUGUGUCUUAACCGUAUGUCUCUCUGUGUCUUAACCGUAUGUCUCUCUGUGUCUUAACCGUAUGUCUCUCUGUGUCUUAACUGUAUGUCUCUGUGUCUUAACCGUAUGUCUCUCUGUGUCUUAACCGUAUGUCUCUCUGUGUCUUAACCGUAUGUCUCUCUGUGUCUUAACCGUAUGUCUCUCUGUGUCUUAACCGUAUGUCUCUCUGUGUCUUAACCGUAUGUCUCUCUGUCUCUUAACCGUAUGUCUCUCUGUCUCUUAACUGUAUGUAUAUGUGUCUUAACCGUAUGUAUCUGUGUAUUAACCAUAUGUCUCUCUGUGUAUUAACCAUAUGUUUAAUAUAAUAAUAUUAAUUAAUAUUAAUAUUUAAUAAUAUAAUAUAAUCUUAACCAUAUGUCUCUCUGUGUCUUAACUAUAUGUCUCUGUGUCUUAACCAUAUGUCUCUGUGUCUUAACCAUAUGUCUCUCUGUCUUAACCAUAUGUCUCUCUGUUUCUUUGUGUUUUCUAGACGGAGGCCAUGCGGCGGGCCCUGAAGGAGCUGGGCCUGAACAUCGUUGAGAUGUCUGAUGAGAACGCCACUCUGGACGGAGGGGACGUCCUCUUUACAGGUACACCACAACAUCCCUCCAACCACAUGUCAGUACACACACAUCCCACCAAUCACAUGUGACAUGCCCUUAUCACAGGUACACCACAACAUCCCUCCAACCACAUGUCAGUACACACACAUCCCACCAAUCACAUGUGACAUGCCCUUAUCACAGGUACACCACAACAUCCCUCCAACCACAUGUCAGUACACACACAUCCCACCAAUCACAUGUGACAUGCCCUUAUCACAGGUACACCACCACAUCCCACCAAUCACAUGUCGGUACACACACAUCCCACCAAUCACAUGUGACAUGCCCUUAUCACAGGUACACCACCACAUCCCACCAAUCACAUGUCGGUACACACACAUCCCACCAAUCACAUGUGACAUGCCCUUAUCACAGGUACACCACCACAUCCCACCAAUCACAUGUCGGUACACACACAUCCCACCAAUCACAUGUGACAUGCCCUUAUCACAGGUACACCACCACAUCCCACCAAUCACAUGUCGGUACACACACAUCCCACCAAUCACAUGUGACAUGCCCUUAUCACAGGUACACCACCACAUCCCACCAAUCACAUGUCGGUACACACACAUCCCACCAAUCACAUGUGACAUGCCCUUAUCACAGGUACACCACCACAUCCCACCAAUCAAACACCAUUAUCACCAUUACCUGCCAAGGCCACUGCCACCACCAUCAUUGAUCACUAUGGAAACUGCUAUAUUCAGUGAACUAAACUGUUAUAUCAUGCAAAUGAUAUGACCUAUCACCACAGGGGUGUGAGUAAACAUUGUUCAGAAUAAUUGUAACUCUGAAUAGUCAAGUAGUUGAUUUGACCUGAACUAAAAUGGCAAAUUACAAACUGACUGACUGCUGGUAUCAUUUCUAUGCAUGAUUGAAAAUGAUUUGCUCAAAUGGAAACGUAACCUCCCCCCACACAAACACAAACACGCACAUGCACAAACACACCACCUCAUUUCAUCAGCUGCCUUGUUCCACAUCAGGCAUCUCACAAUAAACCUGAUGGGAGCAGAGGUAGAGAAAUCGAGUCGAGGUCUUUAUUAUGUUCCCUCUCUGUUCAUUCUGUACGCUGUGCAGGGCUUGGAAAAAGCCCUAGAACACUUAAUUGAGUUUCUAGACGUUGGCUCUCUCUCCGUGGUGUGUUCCUCCCAUCUCAUCCAGCUGAAAUGGGUUUCACAUGGCAGGCAGGGCUAGAAACAUUUCCUCUUGGCAACGUCGUCGCUAAUGGCUAAUUUGUAAAAGCUCAGCAGCUACGCCCAUUCGCUCUGCUCUGGAGCGGUGAGCAAAACGUUCAGGCCACUCUCUGUUUCUAUCUUUCUAUUUAUCUCUCUCUGUCUAUGCCUCUCUUCUCUCUCUCCAUCUCUCUCUCUCCAUACUGACCACAGUUUGUCGUCUGUUUCUCCUCAGGUAGAGAAUUCUUUGUGGGCCUUUCCAAACGGACCAAUCAGAGAGGAGCUGAGAUCCUGGCGGACGCGUUCAAGGUGAGUGAGAGCAGACUAGAGCAGUGCACCCUGGGAAUAUUCAGACUGACUUCCUGUGUCAUCAAGCCACCAUUAGUGAGGUAAUCCUGGUCUCAUUCAGGGGUCUCAAGGGCUACAGUGCAUUCUAAUCAGCUAUUGAUUAGGACAUUGAUUAGUUGGCAAACCUGGUGUAUCUGGAAUCUAUUGCCAGUUAAUGAGAUUAAUUGAUUGAAUUAGUACCAAAGAGAAACCAGAGAAAGCCUGCACAUACUGUACUGAGAUGAUAGAGGACUGGAAGAUGGCCUUGGCUUUCAGAUCAGUGCAUAUACUGUAGGUAGAUAGAGCUCUGGAGAAGAGGGUCAUUCCAGAGGUCUUGGAUUCAACCCCAGUCACCUUAACACUUACACACACGCACACACAGUCAGAAGGCCUUUUCUGACUUGUAAGGUCAUGGGGUCCUGGAGAGUUCAACCCCCAACAAUAAUCUGACCGUUUCUCACUGCUCCUGUCUGUGACUAAUUUAAAUUCCACCAUCGUAUCUCUCUCAGCCUCUCACUUUUCUUCGUUAUCCUUGCUAAGUCGGGUCUUGAUGAUGCAGCUUUUUCCCCUCCUACUGUUUUUCCCUCCUUCCUUUAUCAAAUGUAGGACCAUUGUACAGCCUGUUGUGGUCAGACCAGGAUUAACCACAGAUGUGAGUUAGGGGUUGGAUGUGGAAAAGGAAAUACUCUGAUGUGAUUGAGGGGUUGGAUGUGGAAAAGGAAAUUAUCUUCUCCUUUAUGAUCCUUGUUGAGUGGGGGAAACGGAGGGAAGGGAGGAGGUCAAAGUGCAGGGGAGACGUCUGUACCAGGCUAUUGUCUCACAUUCAGGGUCACAACACUGUACAGCUUGUCAGACACCAUAAAGAAAACUUCCCCUGUAAAUUAAGGAACAUACAGAACAAUCAGGAUAGCGGAACUUCUCACUCAAAACUUAUAUCAAAGCUGAACACAUCUCUGGGAUUCCCCACAAUAUGAUAAGUUGUUAUCAUGUCUCUCACAAUAAGCUCAGGGGAAGGCAUUUGCCUGCUGCUAUCCCUUUGAAUCACUGUUUGGGCUAAACUGUCUUUCCACUGAUAAGGAAUGACGACAGUUUGAUUAAGUGGCCCACUUUGCUUUGAUUCAUUCAAAGGAACUCUGAGGGUUGAGUUAAGAGAGCAGGAAAGACUUUGGUGAUGAGGGGAAGAGAACAAUUUCACACAUGAUAAACUGUCAGGAAAUGCCGUUCCUUGUUCCAGUCAGAGAGGAGAUUUGCUUUGAUCUAGGCCGACUCUUAAGCAAAAGUAAGUUAAAUUAAGUAACAUUUAGCAAGUAAGUUAAAUUAACUUUUCCCUUAAUAUGGACCAGGCCAGAGAAACAGGGGCAGGAAUUAUGUUUCAGAUAUGGGUCAGCUAUGACAGAGGAGAGUGAAUUGACACUCCAAAUAACAUGUCCAUUCCUGCCACAGUGGACCUGGGAAUCGAACCCAGUGGACCUGGGAAUCGAACCCAUGUCACAAGAAGACAACGUACUCCAGAAGCUCACCACUAGCCCACCAAAACCAUGGAACAGGGGACAAUGUACUGCAACCAUGGGGUAGUUUUGGUAUGACAGAGCAGAGCAAGAUGCCACUCCACAUCAUCAGUCUCUGUCUGAGCAGCAGCCAGGAAGCCAUAUAGGAGUGUCUGGCACGUGAGGCCAGAGGAACAGGUAGCUAGCUCCCAGUAAGAACGGUCCUAAAACCACCGCUGUAAUUACAGACAGAGGGGAGGGGCUAGUGGCCUGGGGCUCUGGUGACCUCACCUCUCAGACCCUCAACUAAAUCAGUGGCCUAGGGCUUUGGUGAACUCAUCUGUCAAACUCUCAACCAAUGCCGGUUAGGUUACCUUUCCCACUGGGGCCUGUUUAGUCCAAUAACAUUAGUGUGUGUAAUGCAGUAGGGUUAUUGUGUGUCUGCAGGACUAUGUCCAGGGUCCCUGUAAUGCAGUAGGGUUAUUGUGUGUCUGCAGGACUAUGUCCAGGGUCCCUGUAAUGCAGUAGGGUUAUUGUGUGUCUGCAGGACUAUGUCCAGGGUCCCUGUAAUGCAGUAGGGUUAAUGUGUGUCUGCAGGACUUUGUCCAGGGUCCCUGUAAUGCAGUAGGGUUAUUGUGUGUCUGCAGGACUAUGUCCAGGGUCCCUGUAAUGCAGUAGGGUUAUUGUGUGUUUGCAGGACUACGCUGUGUCCACCGUUCCCGUCACUGAUGGUCUACAUCUGAAGAGCUUCUGCAGCAUGGGAGGACCAGGCCUCAUCGUGAUUGGCUCCAGCGAACCGGCCCAGAAAGCCCUGAAGGUAUGGGUCACCAAUGAGUGUAUGGGUCAUGCAAGAUAGGACUAUGUUCUUACUUUCCUUUGCGGCAUCUCUUGUUAAUUACGUUUAGUUUAAUAGUGUUUGCAGAAAACAUAACUGAAAUAUACUUUCCCAUCCCAUCCUCAUUUAUUUUUAAGCACGACCAAUAGAUAUUCUUUCCAUUCUUAUACAAGCACAAAAUGAUGAAAACAUUACAGUGCUUACUAUCUUUCUCCUUUCAGGAGCUGUUGCAAUUUACCCAUCAUCAUGGCUCGACAUUUGCCCAAUCAUUUUGUGCUUGUGUUACAUUUCAAUAAAAUAUAAAUGGAACACAUAAACAGCUCUUAAUGCACAGUUAAGUUUGCAAACCUAAACUUUUGAUAUAUUUUCUUCAAGUUCUUAGUGGUAAAAUGAGGUCUUUGUAUUGAGGGAUCAUUUCGCCCUUGGCCAUCAUGUUGAGAUUAUCUCGGAGAUCAUAUUGCCCGAUCUCACCUCAACUCUGAUUCAUAUAGAACAAACAAGUGAGGUAAGCACACUGCAUUGAGAAGAUGGCUUCUUCAGUGAAAAGCAACAGUAUAGUUGACAGUUGACUGGGCAAUGCAUGGUUCACUUCUAGGUCACUUUUCAUUUUGGAGGAGCUUCCAUAAAUCCAAAGCCCCGAAGCAUUACAUUAGCCUGAAGCACCAGAGAGUGACCUAGGAGAGGAAUGAUUGGAUCUUUGGGGGAUUUGGAAUGUUGUCAUUGCCUUUCCCCAGGUACUCCCAAAUUUAACUUUGACUGGGACUGUAGUCAUGUAAACCUAUCAAGUUUAAAGAGUAUUUAUUUUACAUUGACGCAGGUUUUUUCUGUUAAUAUUUUGGUUUUUGGCUCUGUCUCUAGAUACUGUAACUGUACCACACUGUGCUCCUUCCUUCCUUCCUUCCUUCCUUCCUUCCUUCCUUCCUUCCUUCCUUCCUUCCUUCCUUCCUUCCUUCCUUCCCCCUCUGUCAGGUAUUCACCGUGCUGCGUAACACAGCAAGACAGGACAUCACACGUGUUGACUCAGUACCCCCCACCACCACCUCACACACACCUCCAGAUCACGGAGGCAUGUUGUUACCUCCUGCCUUUCAUGGAGGCAUGUUGCUACCUCCUGCCUUUCAUGGAGGCUGUUGCUACCUCCUGCCUUUCAUGGAGGCUGUUGCAAUAAAUCUCUGCCUGUUCUUUUCUGAUGGACAGAUACACAGAAUUCCCUGUCACCAAGGCAGAAGACUGACAUGCACACACCAAACCACACUACAGACAGUAGUGGUGUACACACGCCUGGCACGCAGCUCUGUGUCAAUACACAGUACACGGUACAGACACGCAGCUCUGUGUCAAUACACAGUACACGGUACAGACACGCAGCUCUGUGUCAAUACACAGUACACGGUACAGACACGCAGCUCUGUGUCAAUACACAGUACACGGUACAGACACGCAGCUCUGUGUCAAUACACAGUACACGGUACAGACACGCAGCUCUGUGUCAAUACACAGUACACGGUACAGCCACGCAGCUCUGUGUCAAUACACAGUACACGGUACAGACACGCAGCUCUGUGUCAAUACACAGUACACGGUACAGACACGCAGCUCUGUGUCAAUACACAGUACACGGUACAGACAUGCAGAUCUGUGUCAAUACACAGUACACGGUACAGACACGCAACAGAAUGUUACACAUUUGAAACCUCACAGACAAGACAACUCACACACCUGAGACACACACACACACCCGAGACACACACACACCCGAGACACACACACACCCGAGACACACACACCCGAGACACACACACCCGAGACACACACACACACCUGAGAGUUAACAGCCAGGCGUUCUCAGUCGUAGGGUUCCUCCUCAUCUGCCUCUUCAGGGAGACGUCGCCCCCUACUGGCCCAGGGCUGCAGAGGGUUGUAACACUGUCAGUAGGUUGAGAGGAACCAUCUACACACUUCAACCACAGACAGACAGACACAAUCCAAGUACACAUCUCUUUAUGUGGAUCCCCAUUAGCAGCUACAAUUGCAUCAGCUACUCUUCCUGUGGUCCACAAGUAUCCUUAUCAGUGAGAUGUGUAAAGACUGCAUAGAUUUGUCCCCUAUGUUAUCCUCAUUUAACACACUAAGGCAAACAUAUCCACAUACUAGUUAAAUACACUGCUAAUUAAUUAUUAGGUCAUGGUGAUAGCUAACUAAUACAACACACUUUUAUUUGAUACACACUGGAGCCCCAUUAAGAUGUCAUACUAUUAGCAAGCCUGUUAAUUAGCUACUGGAGAGAAAGAGAGAGAAGGCCAUUAGCAUGAGUUAAUGACAGAGUGUCUCACAGCAUUGUAAUUACAGAUUACAUCACCCCCUCUCCAACAUGCAAUUACCUGUGGUUAUAAAAUACUUUAAUGAAUGUCUGAGAUCACAUUUCCAAUUAGGUAAUGUUCUGCUCAGGGUGAAAGUGACUGGGGUCUUGUGAAUGUAGCUGUAAUGAACGUAAAGGGGUGGUUGUGAAUGCUAUUCUAACGAAUGCAAAUGGGUUGCUGUUGUUGUGAAUAUACACUACCGGUCAAAAGUUUUAGAACACCUACUCAUUCAGGGGUUUUUCUUUAUUUUUACUAUUUUCUACAUUGUAGAAUAAUAGUGAAGACAUCAAAACUAUGAAAUAACACAUAUGGAAUCAUGUAGUAACCAAAAAAGUAUUAAAGAAAAUAUAUUUUAUAUUUGAGAUUCUUCAAAUAACCACCCUUUGCCUUGAUGACAGCUUUGCACACUCUUGGCAUUCUCUCAACCAGCUUCAUGAGGAAGUCACCUGGAAUGCAUUUCAAUUAACAGGUGUGCCUUGUUAAAAGUUAAUUUGUGCAAUGUCUUUCCUUCUUAAUGUGUUUGAGUCAAUCAGUUGUGUUGUGACAAGGUAGGGGACAUGGGGCGGCAGGUAGCUUAGUGGGUAAGAGCGUUGUGCCAGUAACCGAAAGGUCACUGGUUCUAAUCCCCGAGCCGACUAGGUGAAAAAUCUGUCGAUGUGCCCUUAAGCAAGGCACUUAACCCUAAUUGCUCCUGUAAGUCGCUCUGGAUAAGAGCGUCUGCUAAAUGGCGUAAAUGUAAAUGUAAAUGUAGGGGGGUAUACUGAAGAUAGCCCUAUUUGGUAAAAGACCAAGUCCAUAUUAUGGCAAGAACAGCUCAAAUAAGCAAAGAGAAACGACAGUCCAUCAUUACUUUAAGACAUGAAGGUCAGUCAAUACGGAACAUUUCAAGAACUUUGAACGUUUUUUCAAGUGCAGUCGCAAAAACCAUCAAGCGCUAUGAUGAAACUGGCUCUCCUGAGGACCAUCGCAGGAAUGGAAGACCCAGAGUUACCUCUGCUGCAGAUGAUAAGUUCAUUAGAGUUACCAGCCUCAAAAAUUGCAGCCCAAAUAAAUAUUUUACAGAGUUCAAGUAGCAGACACAUCAACUGUUCAGAGGAGACUGUGUGAAUCAGGCCUUCAUUGUCGAAUUGCUGCAAAGAAACCACUACUAAAGGACAACAAUAAGAAGAAGAUACUUGCUUGGGCCAAGAAACACGAGCAAUGGACAUUAUGUGUCCUUUGAUCUGGAGUCCAAAUUGGAGAUUUUUGGUUCCAACCGCCGUGUCUUUGUGAGACGCGGUGUGGGUGAACGGAUGAUCUCCGCAUCAAAUCAAAUCCAAUUGUAUUUGCCACAUGUGCCGAAUACAACAGGUGUAGACAUUACAGUGAAAUGCUUACUUACAAGCCCUUAACCAACAAUGCAUUUUUUUUUUAAAUACAAAAAAAAAAAAGUGUUAAGUAAAACAAUUAAAGCAAAUAACUAAAGAGCAGCAGUAAAAUAAAAUAACAGUAUGGAGGAUAUAUAUAGGGGGGUACCGGUACAGAGUCAAUGUGCGGGGGCACCAGCUAGUCGAGGUAAUUGAGGUAAUAUGUACAUGUGGGUAGAGUUAAAGUGACUAUGCAUGAAUAAUAAACAGAGUAGCAGCAGCGUAAAAGAGGGGGAUGGGGUGGGGUGGGAUGGGGGGGCAGUGCAAAUAGUCCGGGUAGCCAUGAUUAGCUGUUCAGGAGUCUUAUGGCUUGGGGGUAGAAGCUGUUGAGAAGCCUUUUGGACCUAGACUUGGCGCUCCGGUACCGCUUGCCGUGCGGUAGCAGAGAGAACAGUCUAUGACUAGGGUGGCUGGAGUCUUUGACAAUUUUUAGGGCCUUCCUCUGACACCGCCUGGUAUAGAGGUCCUGGAUGGCAGAAAGCUUGGCCCCAGUGAUGUACUGGGCCGUACGCACUACCCUCUGUAGUGCCUUGCGGUCGGAGGCCGAGCAGUUGCCAUACCAGGCAGUGAUGCAACCAGUCAGGAUGCUCUCGAUGGUGCAGCUGUAUAACUUUUUGAGGAUCUGAGGACCCAAGCUAAAUCUUUUCAGUCUCCUGGGGGGGAAUAGGCUUUGUCGUGCCCUCUUCACGACUGUCUUGGUGUGUUUGGACCAUGAUAGUUUGUUGGUGAUGUGGACACCAAGGAACUUGAAGCUCUCAACCUGUUCCACUACAGCCCCGUCGAUGAGAAUGGGGGCGUGCUCAGUCCUCUUUUUUUUUUCCUGUAGUCCACAAUCAUCUCCUUUGUCUUGAUCACGUUGAGGGAGAGUUUGUUAACCUGGCACCACACGGCCAGGUCUCUGACCUCCUCCCUAUAGGCUGUCUCAUCGUUGUCGGUGAUCAGGUCUACCACUGUUGUGUCGUCGGCAAACUUAAUGAUGGUGUUGAUGGGCCCCCGUGUUGAGGAUCAGCGUGGCAGAUGUGUUGUUACCUACCCUUACUACCUGGGGGCGGCCCUUCAGGAAGUCCAGGAUCCAGUUGCAGAGGGAGGUGUUUAGUCCCAGGGUCCUUAGCGUAGUGAUGAGCUUUGAGGGCACUAUGGUGCUGAGCUGUAGUCAAUGAAUAGCAUUCUCAAGUAGGUGUUACUCUUGUCCAGGUGGGAAAGGGCAGUGUGGCGUGCAUUAGAGAUUGCAUCAUCUGUGGAUCUGUUGGGGCGGUAUGCAAAUUGGAGUGGGUCUAGGGUUUCUGGGAUAAUGGUGUUGAUGUGAGCCAUGACCAGCCUUUCAAAGCACUUCAUGGCUACAGACGUGAGUGCUACGGGUCAGUAGUCAUUUAGGCAGGUUAUCUUAGUGUCCUUAGGCACAAGUACUUUGGUGGUGUGCUUGAAACAUGUUGGUAUUACAGACUCAGUCAGGGACAUGUUGAAUAUGUCAGUGAAGACACUUGCCAGCUGGUCAGCGCAUGCUCGGAGUACACGUCCUGGUAAUCCGUCUGGCCCUGCGGGCUUGUGAAUGUUGACCUGCUUAAAAGUCUUACUCACAUCGGCUAUGGAGAGCGUGAUCACAUAGUCAUCCGGAACAGCUGAUGCUCUCAUGCAUGCUUCAAUGUUGCUUGCCUCGAAGCGAGCAUAGAAGUGAUUUAGCUCGUCUGGUAGGCUUGUGCCACUGGGCAGCUCGCGGCUGUGCUUCCCUUUGUAGUCUGUAAUAGUUUUCAAGCCCUGCCACAUCCGACAAGCAUCAGAGCCGGUGUAGUACGAUUCAAUCUUAGUCCUGUAUUGACUCUUUGCCUGUUUGAUUGUUCGUCGGAGGGCAUAGCGGGAUUUCUUAUAAGCGUCCGGGUUAGAGUCCCACUCCUUGAAAGCGGCAGCUCUACCCUUUAGCUCAGAGCGGAUGUUGCCUGUAAUCCAUGGCUUCUGGUUAGGGUAUGUACGUACGGUCACUGUGGGGACGACGUCAUCGAUGCACUUAUUGAUGAAGCCAGUGACUGAUGUGGUGUACUCCUCAAUGCUAUCGGAAGAAUCCCGGAACAUAUUCCAGUCUGUGCUAGCAAAACAGUCCUGCAGCUUAGCAUCUGCGUCAUCUGACCACUUUUUUAUUAACCGAGUCACUAGUGCUUCCUGCUUUAGUUUUUGCUUAUAAGCAGGAAUCAGGAGGAUAGAGUUAUGGUCAGAUUUGCCAAAUGUAGGGCGAGGGAGAGCUUUGUAUGCGUCUCUGUGUGUGGAGUAAAGGUGGUCUAGAGUUUUUUUUCCUCUGGUUGCACAUUACGUAGAAUGGAUUUAAGUUUCCCUGCAUUAAAGUCCCCGGCCGCUAGGAGCGCUGCCUCUGGAUGAGUGUUUUCCUGUUUACUUAUGGCCUUAUACAGCUCAUUGAGUGCAAUCUUAGUGCCAGCAUCGGUUUGUGGUGGUAGAUAGACAGCUACGUAAAAUAUAGAUGAAAACUCUCUUGGUAAAUAGUGCGGUCUACAGCUUAUCAUGAGAUACUCUACCUCCGGCGAGCAAAACCUUGAGACUUCCGUAGUAUUAGAUUUUAUGCACCAGCUGUUGUUUACAAAUAUACACAGACCGCCACCCCUUGUCUUACCGGAGUCAGCCAUUCUAUCCUGCCGAUGUAGCGUAUAUCCCGACAGCUGUAUGUUAUCCAUGUCGUUGUUCAGCCACGACUCGGUGAAACAUAAGAUAUUACAGUUUUUAAUGUCCCGUUGGUAGGAUAACCUUAAUCUUAGGUCGUCCAAUUUUUUUUCAAAUGAUUGAACAUUGGCUAAUAGGAUUGAUGGAAGAGGCAGUUUACUCGCUCACCGUCGGAUCCUUACAAGGCACCCUGACCUACGUCCACGAUAUCUCUUUCUCAUGCGAAUGACGGGGAUUUGGGCCUAGUCAGGUGUCUGUAGGAUAUCCUUUGCGUCCGACUCAUUGAAGAAAAAAUCUUUGUCCAAUACGAGGUGAGUAAUCGCUGUCCUGAUAUCCAGAAGCUCUUUUUGGUCAUAAGAGACAGUGGCAGAAACAUUAUGUACAGAAUAAAUUACAAAUAAUGCGAAAAAACACACAUAAUAGUACAAUUGGUUAGAGGGCUGUAUAUUUCCCACCGUAAAGCAUGGAGGAGGAGGUGUUAUGGGGUGGGGUAGCUUUGCUGGUGACACUGUCUGUGAUUUAUUUAGAAUUCAAGGCACACUUAACCAGCAUGGCUACCACAGCAUUCUGCAGCGAUACACCAUCCCAUCUGGUUUGGGCUUAGUGGGACUAUAAUUUGUUUUUCAACAGGACAAUGACCCAACACACCUCCAGGCUGUGUAAGGGCUAUUUUACCAAGAAGGAGAGUGAUGGAGUGCUGCAUCAGAUGAGCUGGCCUCCACAAUCCCCCGAUCUCAACCCAAUUGAGAUGGUUUGGGAUGAGUCGGACAGCAGAGUGAAGGAAAAGCAGCCAACAAGUGCUCAGCAUAUGUGGAAAAGCAUUCUGUUGGAAAAGCAUUCCAGGUGAAGCUGGUUGAGAGAAUGCCAAGAGUGUGCAAAGCUGUCAUCAAUGCAAAGGGUGGCUAUUUUAAGAAUCACAAAUAUAAAAUAUAUUUUCAAAUCAAAUCAAAUUGUAUUGGCCACAUGCGCCAAAUACAACAGGUGCAGACAUUACAGUGAAAUGCUUACUUACAGCCCUUAACCAACAGUGCAUUUAUUUUUAAUAAAAAAAGUAGAAUAAAACAAAAAAGUGUUGAGAAAAAAAGAGCAGAAGUAAAAUAAAAUAACAGUAGGGAGGCUAUAUAUACAGGGGGGUACCGGUGCAGAGUCAAUGUCACCGGCUAGUUGAGGUAUUUUGAUUUGUUGAACACUUUUUUGGUUACUACAUACAGUUGAAGUCAGAAGUUUAUAUGCACUUAGGUUGGAGUCAUUAAAACUCGUUUUUCAACCACAUUUCUUGUUAACAAACUAUAGUUUUGGCAAGUCGGUUAAGACAUCUACUUUGUGCAUGACACAAGUAAUUUUUCCAACAAUUGUUUACAGACAGAUUAUUUCACUUAUAAUUCACUGUAUCACAAUUACAGUGGGUCAGAAGUUUACAUACACUAAGUUGACUGUGCCUUUAAACAGCUUGGAAAAUUCCAGAAAAUGAUGUCAUUGCUUUAGAAGCUUCUGAUAGGCUAAUUGACAUCAUUUGAGUCAAUUGGAGGUGUACCUGUGGAUGUAUUUCAAGACCUACCUUCAAACUCAGUGCCUCUUUGCUUGACAUCAUGGGAAAAUCCAAAGAAAUCAGCCAAGACCUCAGAAUUUUUUUUUUUAGACCUCCACAAGUCUGUUUCAUCCUUGGGAGCAAUUUCCAAAUGCCUGAAGGUACCACGUUCAUCUGUACAAACAAUAGUACGCAAGUAUAAACACCAUGGGACCACGCAGCCAUCAUACCACUCAGGAAGGAGACGCGUUAUGUCUCCUAGAGAUGAACGUACUUUGGUGUGAAAAGUGCAAAUCAAUUCCAGAACAACAGCAAAGGACCUUGUGAAGAUGCUGGAGGAAACCGGUACAAAAGUAUCUAUAUCCACAGUAAAACGAGUCCUAUAUCGACAUAACUUGAAAGGCAGCUUAACAAGGAAGAAGCCACUGCUCCAAAACUGCAAUAAAUAAGCCAGACUACGGUUUGCAACUGCACAUGGGGACAAAGAUUGUACUUUUUUGAGAAAUGUCCUCUGGUCUGAUGAAAACAAAAAUAGAACUGUUUGGCCAUAAUGUCCAUCUUUAUGUUUGGAGGAAAAAGAGGGUAACUUGCAAGCCGAAGAACACCAUCCCAACCGUGAAGCAUAGGGGUGGCAGCAUCAUGCUGUGGGGGUGCUUUGCUGCAGGAGGGACUGGUGUACUUCACAAAAUAGAUGGCAUAAUGAGGAAGGAAAAUGAUGUGGAUAUAUUGAAGCAACAUCUCAAGACAUCAGUCAGGAAGUUAAAGCUUGGUUGCAAAUGGGUCUUCCAAAUGGACAAUGACCCCAAGCAUACUUCCAAAGUUGUGGCAAAUGGCUUAAGGACAACAAAGUCAAGGUAUUGGAGUGGCCAUCACAAAGCCCUGACCUCAAUCCUAUAGAACAUUUGUGGGCAGAACUGAAAAAGCGUGUGCGAGCAAGGAGGCCUACAAACCUGACUCAGUUACACCAGCUCUGUCAGGAGGAAAAAAUUCACCCGACUUAUUGUGGGAAGCUUGUGGAAGGCUACCCGAAACGUUUGACCCAAGUUAAACAAUUUAACGGCAAUGCUACCAAAUACUAAUUGAGUGUAUGUAAACUUCUGAUGUGAUGAGGUGGUGAUGAAGGAGUCAGGCACAGGAGGGUAAAUCACAGAAUAACAGGCUUUAAUCCGCAAAAUACAGGUUUACACAGAAAUGCGUCAAACACACUCCAGGGCACAAACCAGGCGCACUGGAAAAUACAGGGCACACGGGAAAAAUACUUCCGUCGAUACACAUUACACGAGCUCCACCGAGCUUCACUAACCUCCACAAACACAAACAAUCACCCACACAGACAAGGAAGCAGAGGGAACACUUAUACCAUGACUAAUGAGGGAAUAAGGACCAUGUGUUUGUGAUUGAAGACAAGACAAGUGGAGUGAUGAUAAAUGGAUCGGCAGUAGCUAGUAAGCCGGUGACGCCGAACGCCGAAACCUGCCCGAACAAGGAGGGGAGGCAGCCUCGGCGGAAGUCGUGACAUCUGACCCCCUGGCAAUGUGAUGAAAGAAAUAAAAGCUGAAAUAAAUCAUUCUCUCUACUAUUAUUCUGACAUUUCACAUUCUUAAAAUAAAGUGGUGAUCCUAACUGACCUAAGACAGGGAAUUUUUACUAGGAUUAAAUGUCAGGAAUUGUGAAAAACUGAGUUUAAAUGUAUUUGGCUAAGGUGUAUGUAAACAUCUGACUUCAAAUGUAUGUGUUAUUUCAUAGUUUUGAUGUCUUCACUAUUAUUCUACAAUGUAGAAAAUAGUAAAAAUAAAGAAAAACCCUUGAAUGAGUAGGUGUUCUAAAACUGUAGCUGUAAUGAACGUAAAGGUGUUGUUGUUGUGAAUGUAGCUCUAAUCUAAUGAUAUUACAUGCCUGCUGGCUGGAUUCCCUUGGGGUGAGCUUUUGUGAAUGCACCCCUAAUCUUAAUAGUGAAGUAGUGGGGAUGAGAUGAGCAGGGAUAAGGUUGGUAUGUUGUGUUGUGUUGUCAACAGACCAAACUGGGACUUUGUUAUUAGAGCAGGCUAUGACUAUAUUGUCAUGUCACCAUGUCUGGCCUGAUACUGAGUCAUGGUUUGGAUACGGUAUGUUGACGGCACCCGAAUGUGGCAGCCAGUGUGUGUUUGUGCGUGUUUGCAUGCGUGAGUGUGUGUGUGUCUGUGUGCGAGUGUCUGUGUGUGUGCCUUGCAUAGUCUGCAGUCAUAUAAUGAUCAGCCCUCCCAAGCUGAGGACUGAGGACGUGGACCGGAUGAAUUCCAUCAUCUGAACGCACUCACAACAAUCGUGGCUCUCCACUGCUAUCACUGCCAAUCCUCAGCCGUGAAGUCAUCUCCCGCAAAUACUCCCUCUCUUACUUAUACUGAAAUGCUCCUUCUCUCUCACCACAUUCUGCCUUUCCAGCAGGCUAGGGCUCCUGGUCGACUCACGCUUCCAGGACUCCCUGACUGACUGGCCCACCACUGACCCCCCUAGGCCCCAGCCCUAUACCACAGACCUAUACCUCAGGCCCAAUACCCCAGCACUUUACCAAGCCUCAGGUCCAGCCCCAGUCUCAGGUCCAGCCCCAGUCUCAGGUCUAGCCCCAGCCUCAGGUCUAGCCCCAGCCUUAGGUCCAGCCUCAUGUCUAGCCCCAGCCUCAGGUCCAGCCUCAUGUCUAGCCCCAGCCUCAGGUCUACCCCAGCCUCAUGUCUAGCCCCAGCCUAAGGUCCAGCCUCAGGUCCAGCCCCAGCCUCAGGUCUAGCCCCAGCCUCAGGUCUAGCCCCAGCCUUAGGUCCAGCCUCAUGUCUAGCCCCAGCCUAAGGUCCAGCCCCAGCCUCAGGUCUAGCCCCAGCCUCAUGUCUAGCCCCAGCCUAAGGUCUAGCCCCAGCCUCAGGUCUAGCCCCAGCCUCAGGUCUAGCCCCAGCCUUAGGUCCAGCCUCAUGUCUAGCCCCAGCCUAAGGUCCAGCCUCAUGUCUAGCCCCAGCCUCAGGUCCAGCCUCAUGUCUAGCCCCAGCCUCAGGUCUACCCCAGCCUCAUGUCUAGCCCCAGCCUCAGGUCCAGCCCCAGCCUCAGGUCCAGCCCCAGCCUCAGGACCAGCCCCAGCCUCAGGUCUACCCCAGCCUCAGGUCUACCCCAGCCUCAGGUCCAGCCUCAGGUCCAGCCUCAUGUCUAGCCCCAGCCUCAGGACCAGCCCCAGUCUCAGGUCUAGCCCCAGCCUCAGGUCCAGCCCCAGCCUCAGGUCCAGCCCCAGCCUCAGGUCUACCCCAGUUUCAGGUCCAGCCCCAGCCUCAUGUCUAGCCCCAGCCUCAGGUCCAGCCCCAGCCUCAGGUCCAGCCCCAGCCUCAGGUCUACCCCAGUUUCAGGUCCAGCCCCAGCCUCAGGUCCAGCCCCAGCCUCAGGUCCAGCCCCAGCCUCAGGUCUACCCCAGUUUCAGGUCCAGCCCCAGCCUCAUGUCUAGCCCCAGGCCUAAACAGAUCAUGAGGAGCAGCAGAACCCUGAACACACACACACCACCACUUGUGCCCCCGCAUUCAGCUUCCUGAUUAGACGCCGGCCUAAGGGGACAGGAAUAAACACGGAACAUUAGCCAAUAAGUCUGUUGUCUGGGAAGAAAUGUGUGUCAAGGACCAAUCAAAAAUAAUGACAUCAACAGGAAACUAUUACAGUCUAAUAACCAUUCCCCUGAUCCCUGGUCCAUUAGGAUUUGGAAGCCUUUUGGAUAGGAACUGUUUUAUUUGUGUGUUUUUGAAAACAGCCAAUUUAACAACUUCCCUCUCUCCCUUAUCAGUGUCCGAUAUGGAUUUGAGAGAAGAGAAAAUUACUAUUUUAAAACUGACUGAGUGAAGGCUGAUCAGUAUGGUGUGAUAGUGUGAUAGUCUCUCUCUCUGUCUGUCUCUCCCUCCAGACAGACAGCUAAUCCUCCUGUGUGUGAAGGAGAGCGUUCGCGGUCACGCACAUGGACAGUGUUUUCAUUUAGGACCACACAUACUCACACACACAUGCUCUCUCUCUCUCUCUCACACACACACACACACAGCAGUCAAACCCAGGGUAGAGUGGAAUGUGUGAACAGGCCGAGCCACAAAGCUCAUUGUUCACAUUAUAAAGCACAGAGACACAUGGAGCACUGUGAGGGGUUGAGAGAUUUAUCAUCAUGGAUCAACACCACAAACACUCACAACCACACAUCUAACCCUAACCCUCCUCACACACACACACACACACACACACACACACACACACACACACACACACACACACACCCUUCUAACCCUAACUCUCCUCAAGCACACACACACCAGCUCAACCUUUCUCCCUCUGCAUGAUUUAAAAAGGAGAGCAGAGCAGAAGGGGUGAGAGGAGGGGGAAGAGGAGUGAGAAGAGGAGGGGGAAGAGGAGGGGGGGAAGAGGAGUGAGAAGACAAGGAGGGAGAAGACAAGGAGGGAUAAGAGGAGGGGGAAGAGGAGGGAGAAGAGGGAGAAGAGGAGGGGGAAGAGGAGGGAGAAGAGGAGGGGGAAGACGAGGGGGAAGACGAGGGGGAAGACGAGGGGGAAGACGAGGGUGAAGACGAGGGUGAAGAGGAGGGUGAAGAGGAGGGGGAAGAGGAGGGAGAAGACGAGGGGGAAGAGGAGGGAGAAGAGGAGGGAGAAGACGAGGGGGAAGACGAGGGGGAAGACGAGGGGGAAGACGAGGGAGAAGAGGAGGGGGAAGAGGAGGGGGAAGAGCAGGGAGAAGACGAGGGAUAA
Molecule: messenger RNA, 43852 nt
Organism: Coregonus sp. 'balchen'
Lineage: Eukaryota; Metazoa; Chordata; Actinopteri; Salmoniformes; Salmonidae
Source: the annotation of a GenBank genome assembly